Messenger RNA from Clavispora lusitaniae ATCC 42720, 513 nucleotides. RefSeq names its product Yqey-like family protein. Gene Ontology annotation, cellular component: mitochondrion. Lineage: Eukaryota; Fungi; Ascomycota; Pichiomycetes; Serinales; Metschnikowiaceae. Gene Ontology annotation, molecular function: carbon-nitrogen ligase activity, with glutamine as amido-N-donor. The record is from RefSeq and is a predicted model, not a curated record.
AUGUUCGCCUCUCUUAGAAGAUUCCAAGCCACGCCCGCUUAUGGGGCACUUCUUAGCUCCCUUAAAGUGGAUUUGAAGAAAGCAAUGAUUGCCAAAAACAAUAUGGAAAAGACCACCAUUCGUUCGAUUUUGUCCACGAUCAAGAACAAUGAAAUCGAUGGUGGAGCACAGACGGAAUUUGAGUUGAGCAAAGUGCUUGGCAAGAUGGUUAAGCAAAGAGUUGAUUCUGCACGUGAAUUUCAGCAACAGAAGAGAGAUGACUUGGCAGAAAUCGAGAGCAAAGAGUCUGAAAUCAUAAAGAAGUAUGUGGAAUCUUUGCCAGUUGCAUCAGAUGAAGAAAUCAAGGAAAAGUUGACCCAUUUCUUGAACGAAAUCAAAGCAAAUGACGCCAACACACAUGUCGGUGCUAUCUUCAAACAAAUCAAUGAUGACUUAGCUUCUUCAUGGGGUGCUGCUCCUUCUGUGAUCAAGUCAAUGGUUCCUCUGUUGUACAAGGACAUUUUCAAGAAGUAG